Heterocephalus glaber (naked mole-rat) is the source of this 7807-nucleotide messenger RNA. It is a transcript of the gene Gsk3b, whose product is annotated as glycogen synthase kinase 3 beta. Lineage: Eukaryota; Metazoa; Chordata; Mammalia; Rodentia; Bathyergidae. Gene Ontology annotation, cellular component: beta-catenin destruction complex; cytosol; cytoplasm. Gene Ontology annotation, biological process: regulation of microtubule cytoskeleton organization; cell differentiation; regulation of neuron projection development. Gene Ontology annotation, molecular function: beta-catenin binding; ATP binding; tau-protein kinase activity. The record is from RefSeq and is a predicted model, not a curated record.
GGGAGUGGGGAAGCGCUAGGCGGCUGCGCAGACGGCGCUCCUCACACAGAGCAGACCCUCGACCCGGGUGAAUGCGGGCUUGUGCCGCCGCCGUCGCCGCCCGGGCCGAGUGACAAAGGAAGGAAGCGAGGAGGAGCCGACCUCGCAACCGCUGACAGGGCUCCGGGCCGGGGGCAAAGCGCGGACACUUCCUGAGCGGGCAAGGAGCAGAGGCGAGGGGCUGAGGGCGGCCGCGCCGGUGCUGCGGACGGGGGAGGGGGCCCCGAGGGACGGAAGCGGUUGCCGGGUUCCCAUGUCCCCGGCGUAUGGGGAGCAGUCGAGGAGCCGCUGCCUGGGGUCUGAAGGGAGCUGCCUCCGCCGCCGCCGCCGCCAUGGCCGCUGGAUCCAGCCGCCGCCUGCAGCUGCUACUGGCGCAAUGAGGAGAGGAGCCGCCCGCCGCUGACUUGACUCGCGACUCCGCCGCCCUCCCGUUCUCCGGGUCCCCGCCGUCCCCCCGCCGGAUCCGGUCGCUGCCGGAGUCGCAGCGUUUCCCGUCGCAUCUCCGAGCCGCCACCUCCCUCCCUCCUUCCCAUCCCCCUUCUCUUCAAGCGUGAGACUCGUGAUCCUUCCGCCGCUUCCCUUCUUCAUUGACUCGGGAAAAAAAAUCCCCGAGGAAAAUAUAAUAUCUAAGUACUUAUUUUCAAUCAAGUUAUCUGUCCCCGUUUCACGUGAUAAAUAUAUUUUUAAGGUUCCCCCUCACCACCUCUUUUCUCCCUUCCCGGAAAAGGAAGGUGAAAGAAUUAUAUUUUUCCCCAGCCCCAAAUCAUCUAUAUGUUGAAUAUCCACCUAUCUAUCUUGAAGGAGAAAUACAUCGCUGUUUUUUUUUAAAUAGCUAUAGAAAAGGAGUGAAAAGCCAAGAGAACGAAGUCCUUUUUUUUUUUUCCUUUUUCUUGUGGGAGAACUUAAUGCUGCAUUUAUCAUUAACCUAACGCCCCAACAUAAAACAAAAGGAAGAAAAGAAGGAAGGAAAAGGUGAUUCGGGAAGAGCAAUCAUGUCGGGGCGGCCGAGAACCACCUCCUUUGCGGAGAGCUGCAAGCCAGUGCAGCAGCCUUCAGCGUUUGGCAGCAUGAAAGUUAGCAGAGACAAGGAUGGCAGCAAGGUGACCACAGUAGUGGCAACUCCUGGGCAGGGUCCAGAUAGGCCACAAGAAGUCAGCUAUACAGACACUAAAGUGAUUGGAAAUGGAUCAUUUGGUGUAGUAUAUCAAGCCAAGCUUUGUGAUUCGGGAGAACUGGUGGCCAUCAAAAAAGUAUUGCAAGACAAGAGGUUUAAGAACCGAGAGCUUCAGAUCAUGAGAAAGCUAGAUCACUGUAACAUAGUCCGAUUACGUUACUUCUUCUACUCCAGUGGUGAGAAGAAAGAUGAGGUCUACCUUAAUCUGGUGCUGGACUAUGUUCCAGAAACUGUGUACAGAGUUGCCAGACACUAUAGUCGAGCCAAACAGACGCUCCCUGUGAUCUAUGUCAAGUUGUAUAUGUAUCAGCUGUUCAGAAGUUUAGCCUAUAUCCAUUCCUUUGGAAUCUGCCAUCGGGAUAUUAAACCACAGAACCUCUUGUUGGAUCCUGAUACAGCUGUAUUAAAACUCUGUGACUUUGGGAGUGCAAAGCAGCUGGUCCGAGGAGAACCCAAUGUUUCGUAUAUCUGUUCUCGGUACUAUAGGGCACCAGAGUUGAUCUUUGGAGCCACUGAUUAUACAUCUAGUAUAGAUGUGUGGUCUGCAGGCUGUGUAUUGGCUGAGCUGUUGCUAGGACAACCAAUAUUUCCAGGGGACAGUGGUGUGGAUCAGUUGGUAGAAAUAAUCAAGGUCCUUGGAACACCAACAAGGGAGCAAAUUAGAGAAAUGAACCCAAAUUACACAGAAUUCAAAUUCCCUCAAAUUAAGGCACAUCCUUGGACAAAGGAUUCGUCAGGAACAGGACAUUUCACCUCAGGAGUACGGGUCUUCCGACCCCGAACUCCACCAGAGGCAAUUGCACUGUGUAGCCGUCUGCUGGAGUAUACACCAACUGCCCGACUGACACCACUGGAAGCUUGUGCACAUUCAUUUUUCGAUGAAUUACGGGACCCAAAUGUCAAACUACCAAAUGGGCGAGAUACACCUGCACUCUUCAACUUUACCACUCAAGAACUGUCAAGUAAUCCACCUCUGGCUACCAUCCUUAUUCCUCCUCAUGCUCGGAUUCAAGCAGCUGCUUCAACCCCUACAAAUGCCACAGCAGCCUCAGAUGCUAAUGCUGGAGACCGUGGACAGACCAAUAAUGCUGCUUCUGCAUCAGCUUCCAACUCCACCUGAACAGUUUGAAGCAGCCAGCUGCACAGGAAAAACCACCAGUUACUUGAGUGUCACUCAGCAACACUGGUCACGUUUGGAAAGAAAAUUAAAAAGAGAAAAAAAAACCUGUUCAUUUUAGUGUUCAAUUUUUUUAUUAUUGUUCUUAUUUAACCUUGUAAAAUAUCUAUAAAUACAAAUAAUUUCAUUGUAUUUUCACUUUGCAGGAGACCCAGGGUGGGAGGGGUUAUGGGAGGGGAAAGCGGAGCACUCGAACACAUAAUCUCUCUCCCAUGACAAUCUUUUUUUUUUUAAUCAAAAGUCUACCGUUGUAUAUUUUAAAAACAGGACUUCUGCCUCGUGCCCCUUCCACAAAAGAAGAAAACUUUGUUCUGCGCUAAAGGUUUUUUUUGAACUUUGUUUUCUUUGAAAGUCUAGUGUAAGACUUUGGUAUAGUGCACAGCUUGAAAUUGGUUGGGAGCUUAGCAGGGAUAACGCAAUGGGGACUUAUGUGUCACUUGUAAAAUUAAUCCAUAUCCUCUGGUAUUAGACUUGCCUUUGGCAUGUUGGUGGCAGUGUGGCAGACAAAAAUGAAAUGUGUAUCAAGUGUAACCCAGGGACAUCAGUGCAGUUUGUAGCUAUACAGGCAAGAUCUCAGUUGAUUGAUCCAGGUUGGCUCUGCUCUUAAUCAUUGCUAGUGAUGAAAAAGCUGGUACAGGAGGCCACCAAGGAGGAGCAGCAAGCAGAACUCGGCCUGUGUGCUCCAUGGUGGGUCUUUGUUCCCCGACCAAAGAUUCUCUGCAGUCUUCAUACAGUUUUAAGUUGGUGACCUAGAAGGACACUGAAGAGUGUUAAGGCCGAAGCGGCUACAGAAGUCAGAGACUGAUGGGCCUAGAAGGGGACAGGCCAGAGGCACAUCUCACCACUGUGAAUGAGCUUGUCCAGACUUCUCCUGAAGUCAUCGGAAAGAUAUUAAGAGAGGACAUUAUCGUUAAAUAAUGUGAACUGUAACCAUCUACUGCUUUAUUUUUUCGUAUUUUUAAUUGAAAACCAAGCUUGUUGGAAUUGCCACAUCUACAUAUAAUUGUAAUUCUAAAUCCAAAUCUAGAAUCUGUAUUUAAUUUCAGCUUUUUUAACCUCAUGCUUUUUAAAUUUAUUUAUUGAUGCAUGUCAGAUAGGCCAUUAUGAUUUUAGAUGGUAGGAAUAUACAUCAAAAUAAUAAACAAGUCACCUGUACCUGCUCACAUUAUAGGAAAACUGAUUAUAUAAAUGUAUGUAUAUAUGUUAUAUAUACAUGUACUCAAUGCUGCCUUUUCUUUUUUGUCUACAUGGUAUCAAAAUUGGUUAAAGCAUGAGAAGAAUGUGUCAGCCACCCACCCACCCAGUUGAGAUUUUUUGUUUUCUUUGUUUCUCAGUGAAUAGUGUAAGAAUCAGUCUCUUGUUUUUGAAGAAAAAAGCAAUAUUCCUUGGAAAGCAAGGAGGAUUAAAGGAUUGUGUUUGCAGGUGAAGAAAGUAGAUUUUCACAACUAGUUUGUUUUAUACUUUUAGAAUUGGUAUCUCUGUGGGCCUUAUAUACUCUAAAAUGAACCUUAGUCACCUUGGUGCUUACGGGCCAUUACUUGACCUAUGAAUCUUUAAGGCACAAUCAGUUUCAUUUUACAUUUAAAGAUCCCUUGAGUGAUGGCAUCUUUCCCUCCUACCCACACCUCCACACACCUUCCGAGGUUAGCUGAUAACUGUAGAGCUUCAGAGCUGAGCACUAGGUUAUAGGGAAGCGCCCUUCACCCUCCUGGCAGCCUCCUUAGGUCGUGUUAGAGUGGCUCCCCCACCAGCUAGUAAGGAAGGGAGUCUCUUGGCAGCCCUCAUGCAGGCCUAGCACUCUGUCCUGCUUCUUCACCCUGUUUGUGACUCUCCAAGAGAGUUGUCCUGCCUGCUGAAGUGAACCAAUACCCAGAAAGACAACUGGGAGCCAUCUUAGUUUUCACUCACUGUUUAGCUAACCUUAGGCAAUAGAAGGCAUUUCUCAAACUUCCAGUUAUAUCACGGUUCAUGCGACAGGAGACAUGGUCAAGUCAAACCAAAUCAACUUUAAUUUUACUUUUUAUAAAGUGCUUCUGAGAGCUAAGACUUGGAAGAAGUCUAAAAUCAAAGUAUUUAAAGCAUAGUUCCUUAAAGGGAUUGGCUUUGAUAGACCAGUUUUAGAAAAGAUUUAUAAAGAAUCACAAUAGGCAGGUCUGUGACAGAAAUGGACCUGCUUUCAGAUCAAACUGCCCAGCCAGACAUUUGGAUACAGAUACUACUACGGACUUGGUAUACUUGCUGAAGUCUGUAAGAAUCUGUGCUUGUUUUAGAAAAUACCUUCCCUCCUCCCACCCCAAGUGGAGUAAGAGAAGGAGAAAAGUCAGGUGCUCUUUUCUCUCUCAUUUGCUCUCGCUCUCUCGCACUCUCUCUUCCUUCUCUUGUCUCUUGUCUGUCUCGUGUGUGUUGAGGGCGCAGAGGUGCACAAUUUGUCCUCAAGAAUCAUGGUGGGAUCACAGAACUCUUUUAUACAAGUGAGAUCCAGGUCUCUGAAUAUCUUUGUAAAUAAUAAUUAAAAGCUCCUCACCAAAUUCAAGCUUGUACAUUAUAUUUUCUUUCAAUAUUUUUAAAUUUAAGUUUUAUUGUUUUGUAUGUAAAUAUGUGGACCCAGGAACUGUUAUUAAUGAGCAAAAAGUUAACUGUUCAGGGCAGUGAUUCUGUUUAAUAAUCAGACAAAAUGUAGACGAGCUUUUUAAAGCCAUAUAGUUUUAACUGUACAGUAGGUACCGGCCUGUAUUAUUGUAACAAUAACUCUAGCAAUGUAUAGUGUAUCUAUAUAGUUUGGAGUGCCUUCGCUUCUAUGUGUUUGAUUUUUUUUUUGUUUUGUUCUGUUUUUUAUUUUUCAUUUUUAGAAUUUUAUUGUUUUCCUUUAUCCAUGACUCCCUGUACAUUCCUCUUUCCCUUUUAAAAUAACUCACAAAAUUAUCUUUGCCCCCUCCACAGUUGUUUCAGUGACAUCAUGCUCAGGAGUGGGAAGAGGAAACCACGUUCAUAAUCUCAUUUCAUUCAAGCCCUGCCUUUGUUUUAGUUCUGAAUGUCUGUUUCCUCCUCAGUAGUGACCGGUUUCAUUUCAUACUUGGUCCGUACAGGAACUUAGUACUGGGAGCCCUGGAGCUGGAGGAUAUCGAAUAGAUUCGAUUUUGCUCGUCUCUUCCACAAACCCUAACCAUGGGUCUUACAGCAGAUUCUGGGAGCCUUCCAUGGUCGAUCUCUCCCUCCCCCCUCUCUCUGCGUCCCUCCCAAAUGAGAGAGAGAGAAAUGAUUUUUUUUUCUAAAUCAAGGUAUCUUCACAGUAUCGACUUUUGAUAUGGCAGUGGUCUAAAAUGCUCUAGUGCACUUACUGGCAGUCUACAGCAUGGAGUACCUCCAUGCCCGUGGAGCACUGUUGUUUUAAUACAGGACUCUUAGCCCAUACCCUCUCUCCUGCCAUCUCUACCCCUGUUCAAUGAAAUAUCAUUUUAAUUUCUCUUUUAAAAAUCAGUUUAAUUUUUUACUGUGUGCCCAACAUGUAGUAGGCCUUUUUUGAAAGAAAAAAAUGUGUAAAGUAGUUGUUUUGCCUCCAAGUACUUCAUAUAAAAUGUCUUGAAGAAAAAACUACCAAACCAAAGGUUACUAUUUUUGAAACAUGCAUUCAUUCCAGCAAGGCAGAAGACUGCACCUUCUUUCCAAUGGCAUGUGUCAUUUAAAGUCCUCUAAGUUUUAGACCCAUCUUCUUAAGUUUGUGUUUUAACAAAGUAAUGCCUGACCAGUCAGUCAUCUCUGUCUGCACCAAUGCAAAGGUUUCUGAGAGGACUAUUGUAUUCUCUUAUCCCUGUGGAUAUAAAGACACUGGCAUUUCAUUUAUUUUUCCCUUUCCUUUUUAAAGAAUUUAACUUUGGAAUCUUCCAAAGGAAGGUUGGCCAAUGCCAGAUCCCCAGGAGUUUGGGGUUUUUCUUUAUUUUAAACCAAAAUUGUGUCUGAUUCCUAUUGUUGAUUUUAAUGAUAAUCUGAUCACAGAGAUGAACACUUAUCUGUCCUGUAUAGAAAAAUAAGCAUGCUUUACAAUAAAAUCUGUCUUUUCAGUAGAAACCUGAGCCACUGAAAACAAGAGAGACAACUAGAAAUACAGUAGAGUCCCAGACUAAGGUCUACCUUUGAGAGGCUUUGAAAGUAAUCCCUGGGGUUUGGAUUAUUUUCACAAAGGUUAUACUGUUUUUUACUCAACUUUGUCGCUCCGUUUUGCACCUCCGCAGUAAAAGCAAAAUGACAACCAGUACAUAAGGGGUUGGCUUGAUAAAGUAGACUUCCUUGUGUUAACUUUUGGUUUUUUUGUUUGUUUUUGGAUUUUUUGGGUGGUUUUUUUUUUACUAUAUCUGUCUACAGGCAGAUACAGAUAGAUGUAUGAAAAUGUGCUUGCCUGUAAAAUUUGCAUUUAUAAAUGUGUUGCCGAUGGAUCACUUGGGCCUGUACACAUACCAAUUAGCGUGACCACUUCCAUCUUAAAAGCAAAUCUAAAAAAUUUAUUAUAUAUAUAUAUAUAUAUAUAAAGGACUGUGGGUUGUAUACAAACUAUUGCAAACACUUGUGCAAAUCUGUCUUGAUAUAAAGGAAAAGCAAAAUCUGUAUAACAUUACUACUUGAAUGCCUCUGUGACUGAAUUUUUUUCAUUUUAAAUAUAAACUUUUUUGUGAAAAGUAUGCUCAAUGUUUUUUUCCCUUUCCUGUUCCCUUGUAAAUACAUUUUGUUCUAUGUGACUUGGUUUGGAAAUAGUUAACUGGUACUGUAAUUUGCAUUAAAUAAAAAGUAGGUUAGCCUGGAAAUGAAACUAAAAUUCACAAGUGUGUGGUCUUUAUUUCAGUACCCAUCCCUCUUCUUAUUUUGCCACUGUACUGCAUAGUCACCAUUUCCAUUCCUCUAGGGAAACAUGAAUAUUUGUUAUAAAAAUCAAGGCAUGAAUGCCAUGUCAUGUUCUUUCAAAUAACAUUACUCUGCUGUUACGGCCACAAGAGAUGCAGCUUCCCACUUGGAAACCUUUGGAUUCAAUGUAAAGGAAGCUUUGCAGACACUGCUUUAAAGAGAAAGAAAACAGUCCCUAAAAGGGACAGUUGUAAAGACUGUGUACAAGCUGCUGUCUUUGGUUACUGCGUUCAUGGUUUGGUGUAUCUGUAUUUUCUUUUAACUUUCAUUCUAUUAGUAAUAAUCUUUGGGGGUCUCUGUAAAAUAUAUGAAUACCACAAACAGUGGGGCUGUACCUCCCAGGUAACCAACAUAUGUUGUGUUUGAGUCUGCUCAUUUUCAAUACUGGAUGGUGUAUGUAAACAUGUUAUGUCUCUUAGUGCAAAAAGAAACAUUUUUUUAGGGCUGACUCUGUCAGUCCUGAUUGAAAGGCUAGAUAUAAGGUCAUGUGACUGCUGCUUCAAUAAAAACAAAUUUAUAUUCCA